Messenger RNA from Neltuma alba, 736 nucleotides. Its product is annotated as diacylglycerol O-acyltransferase 1B-like. Gene Ontology annotation, cellular component: chloroplast envelope; endoplasmic reticulum membrane. Gene Ontology annotation, biological process: triglyceride biosynthetic process. The record is from RefSeq and is a predicted model, not a curated record. Gene Ontology annotation, molecular function: diacylglycerol O-acyltransferase activity. The coding region runs from base 161 to 415 and encodes 84 amino acids. The transcript has 3 exons. Lineage: Eukaryota; Viridiplantae; Streptophyta; Magnoliopsida; Fabales; Fabaceae.
ACUUGGUUUUCAUCAACAAUCACUUAUUACCGGAUGGUUGAGUCUAUUUCCUAUUCAUGUUUUACUUAAUUCUAUUAUGAACUCUAGUUCCCCUUCCUCCCAAAUGAAACAUUUAUCCAAGCAUUACUAACUAUUUUGUUUUUAAAGAAAGCUAUUGAUUAUGCUCAUGAUUACCGUUUCAUCCGAGGUGCAGCUAUGCAUUGCCGUUCCCUGCCACAUAUUUAAGUUGUGGGCUUUUAUUGGAAUCAUGUUUCAGGUUCCUUUAGUCAUGAUCACCAAUUAUCUGCAAAAUAAGUUUACAAACUCUAUGGUUGGAAAUAUGGUUUUCUGGUUCAUAUUUAGUAUUCUUGGUCAACCUAUGUGCGUACUGUUAUAUUACCAUGACCUGUUGAACCGGAACAAGGGAAUUGACUAAGCUUAGUAUUCCAUGCAUGUUAAUGAUGAGUUUUCCACUUCAAAGAGCAAUAAUUUUAGAUCUGUGGCCCUCUUUUGUUCUCUAUUUUCAAUAUAUCAUUGCUCUGGGCUCUAUGUAAUUUGAAGCUUCUUUGGAGUUAUCUCAUCUUUUGAUCUCCGCAGCAUUUCUUCUGAACUCAGGUUGCUUUGACACUUCUGCUUAUAUAUGCACGCAUGCACUUUUGAAGGUAAAAAGAACUAAAGUGGCUGUGCCAGGGGUUUUCAUUCAUCACCAUUUGUAAAUAACGGUGACAUGUUAUAGGACAGUUUAUGUAUUACUGCA